AUGCAUGAUUUGACUGAUAUGCUUGACCCAUUCGUCGAUGACAGGGAACAAUCUCUGGUGUAUUUGGAGUCAGAGCAGGUGAUCUUGACGCGUUUGAUCAAGUCGAGAACGUUUGGGUUGAAGCACGCGGUGUUUCCACGGUGCAUGUUUGUGAACGGGCAGUGGUAUGACGGGGGUGUGGUGAACAACUUCAAGGGCAAGAGGGCGGAGUGUGAGGGUAGCGGGGGUGUUCUGCCGCUGAUGAUUCAGAACAACUGGAUUGUUGGGAUCGAGAACAAGGUGAGGCGUGCGAAGCGCUGGGGCCAUUGGUUUGUGAGGAACGAGAGUACGGGGAGCUGUGGUAGCGAGGCGGGGCUGAGGCAACUGUUGGAUAGGAUGGUGGAGUCUGUGAGGAACGGUGUUCCGGAACUAAUCGCAGGGUCUCAGUCUGUCUAA
This is a messenger RNA of Guillardia theta CCMP2712, 435 nucleotides long. RefSeq lists its product as hypothetical. The transcript has a single exon. The record is from RefSeq and is a predicted model, not a curated record. Lineage: Eukaryota; Cryptophyceae; Pyrenomonadales; Geminigeraceae. Bases 1 to 435 code for a protein of 144 amino acids.